ACAGGCAGUGCUGAGGCCGCUGUGAGUGUGUGUGCUGUCAGGCAGAGGCGCGGUCACCUCACUGAGGCCCCAUGCAGCAGCACACGUACAGUACUGUGACAGGCAGUGCUGAGGCCGCUGUGAGUGUGUGUGCGCUGUCAGGCAGAGCCGCGGUCACCUCACUGAGGCCCCAUGCAGCAGCAGCAGCACACGUACAGUACAGUGACAGGCAGUGCUGAGGCCGGCUAUAUGAGGCGCUUUCGCUGAGAGCGGACCGGCAUCGCCGAGGACACGCCUUGCUGCCAUCACCCGGUCACAGCGGCUCCUCUCAGCGCCGACAUGGGGACGCCACAGAAGGACGUUGUUGUAAAACCCGAUGCGCUGAAGACACUGCUGUUGGAUAAACAUGCGGAAUACAUUGAAUCGUAUGGAGCUAAGAAAGAUGACUAUGAAUACUGCAUGUCGGAGUACCUGCGGAUGAGCGGCGUGUACUGGGGGCUGACCGUUAUGGAUCUGAUGGGUGAGCUUCAUCGCAUGAACAAAGCGGAAAUCCUGACGUUUAUCAAGUCCUGCCAGCACGACUGCGGCGGGUUCAGCGCCAGUAUUGGACAUGACCCCCAUCUCCUGUAUACACUCAGCACUGUGCAGAUUCUGACUCUCUUCGACAGCCUCUCUGAGGUGGACACAGAGAAGAUUGUGGAGUACGUGCAGAGCUUACAGAAAGAAGACGGAUCAUUUUCUGGAGACAAAUGGGGGGAGAUAGACACUCGCUUCUCCUUCUGUGCUGUUGCCACACUUGCACUGCUGGGGAAGCUGGAUGCCGUUAAUAUAAAGAAGGCGAUAGAGUUUGUUUUGUCGUGUAUGAAUUUUGAUGGCGGAUUUGGCUGCAGACCAGGGUCGGAAUCGCAUGCUGGGCAGAUAUAUUGUUGCACAGGAUUCCUGGCCAUCACAAACCAGUUACACCAAAUAAACGCCGACUUACUGGGCUGGUGGCUCUGCGAGCGGCAGCUCCCGUCCGGAGGACUUAACGGGCGCCCGGAAAAGCUACCAGACGUCUGCUACUCAUGGUGGGUUCUGGCGUCCCUGAAGAUAAUUGGAAGACUCCACUGGAUAGACAGGGAGAAGUUGCGCUUAUUUAUUUUGGCCUGUCAAGAUGAGGAGACGGGGGGAUUUGCAGACAGGCCGGGGGACAUGGUGGAUCCGUUUCACACCCUAUUUGGGAUUGCUGGUUUGUCUCUGCUGGGAGAGGAAGGGAUAAACCCUGUGAAUCCAGUGUUUUGUAUGCCGGAGGACGUCCUGCAUAGGAUCAGCGUGCAGCCUGAGCUGAUCAGCUAGAGGGAGGUGAAGGUUCGUCGCCAUCGUUCCCUGACCGUAUCCUACUGCCAGGAAUUCCGCCACCAAUCAGGAACGUUCAUCUCUACUUCUUGUACAGCUUUCUAACUUAAUUUCUCUGUAGUUUUUAUUUGAUUGUUUGGAAAAAUCACACUAUGGGGCCGAUUCAAUUGUUUUGGGCGUUUUAAUUUUCUCAUCUAAACAGGACUGUCUAGAUGGUCAAACAAUUGUCACAAUUAACAGAAAGGGUUUAGCAGCGUAAAACGGCUAAACCUGUCUAAAGUUCUGCUUUGGCCAUACUCCCGUUUGGACGCCCAAAAGUGCUCAGGAGGCUGCAAGAAGAAAUACCAUACCUGCGGCUACCGGGCAUAUAAAUGGAGCAACAAUUGAAUGGUUUCAUUUUGCGCCCCCCUAGUGGGAGCUGCAGGGUAAAACAAUUGAAUUGGCCCCUAUGUAUGCAGUGCCGCUAUGUGUAUUACUAGCAAGGUGGAUGUAGCGAGAGAGCGCUGAAGGUAUAGGAGUAGAUGAUUGGGAGACGAUACAGGGAGGAAGAAACCUCCUGAGUGUUCCCAUAUGAUAUUUGCUGCUCUCUGUAACCUAGUGCUGCUGGUAUAAUCUUAUCCGCAUGAGAACGCUGAAGGACGCCACAUCUGUCUUGCAGUACGAGUGUUAUAGGCCCUGUUAUUGAUUGAGCUGACAAAAUACCAACAUACAUUUAUAAUAUGUGAUUCUGGCAUUAUAGUUAUAAAGACAUCUACCCCAUUGAGAUGAUCCCAGGAAUUGCUGCUGUGUUUUAAUCUGGGGAUCCAUAAAACAUCAAGGCCCAGUCUCACUGCACCAUCAGGACCACUAAUGCUGAAAACUCCCUGGAAUACUGCAACAAGCCCUGUUCCCUGAUCACACGGUUUCCCAGCCCUUGGACGGGUGUAAGGAAUGGGGGCGUUCUUCCUGGUAAUGCCUGUAGCCGUGUGGUGUUGCAUUAUACCGUUAUACACCUUUUGUCUUAUAGCCUCUCUUUUCAUUGAUGCCAAAUACAAUAAAAUAAAAUGUUUUACAAACUGCCUCUAAUAAUAGUGAUAUCAUAAGUAUUAUAAUUUUUAGGAAAUGAGCACUGUGGCCGCCCGGCGCCAGCGUUGUACUUUGACGCACGGGAACCCUGCAAUUGGUGCUUCUUAAGGCUGCCCUGAUUUACCUUACGUUAAGGACCAUAACCUGCAUCACUAUAAUAUUAUUAUUGACUGUUACGGUGUAUGUGUGUGGUCCCGGUACAGCCUUCACCUGGUCUGUCACUUUGGGGACCCAGUGUCUAAGCUUGUAGAAUGGAUUCAUCGCAACCACUGAGCAGGCGUCUAAGCAAUAGAGGCGAAACGUCAUGAAAUACACGUAUCUUGUUACAUUGUUUAAAACUCUGAAUCAUUUCUAUAAAAGUGUAAUGCAAACGCUGUCCUUGUCUGUAGUACAUGGUAUGACUUGCAUAGAACACAUUCACUAAGAUAUAGAAAUGUAGGUUCUAGACUGCAAAACAAGGAACCUGGAAAAUGGCAGAGAGAUGGAUGUUUUAGCGCUUUUUUGCUGUCAGUCAUUUCUAUGGGAGGUAAUCAUUGCACCAAAAGCAACGCCAUUGUGAAUACAGAGCGUGUAUAUGCACUACACACUGAUUGCUCCCUUAUACGCACCCAAAGCCGCAGUUCUCGUAGACAUUUAUUGUAACCACUGCGCUUUUCUUGUCCAUUAAAUACCUGUAUGUACAGAUGGGGAUACAUUGGAAGCAGCUGUUCAGCUCACUGAAUUACCCAUUAAAUCACUACUGCAGAAUAACUUUAUCAGUGCAUUACAUUUGCAUUAAAUAAAGAUAUAUGUGAAAAUAAACCCUAUUUCUAUGAAUGAUA
Messenger RNA from Pseudophryne corroboree (corroboree frog), 3200 nucleotides. RefSeq names its product Rab geranylgeranyltransferase subunit beta (gene RABGGTB). The coding region runs from base 319 to 1314 and encodes 331 amino acids. Lineage: Eukaryota; Metazoa; Chordata; Amphibia; Anura; Myobatrachidae. Gene Ontology annotation, molecular function: Rab geranylgeranyltransferase activity. The record is from RefSeq and is a predicted model, not a curated record. The transcript has 9 exons. Gene Ontology annotation, cellular component: Rab-protein geranylgeranyltransferase complex. Gene Ontology annotation, biological process: protein geranylgeranylation.